Suillus bovinus is the source of this 1425-nucleotide messenger RNA. RefSeq lists its product as uncharacterized. The coding region runs from base 1 to 1425 and encodes 474 amino acids. The record is from RefSeq and is a predicted model, not a curated record. Lineage: Eukaryota; Fungi; Basidiomycota; Agaricomycetes; Boletales; Suillaceae. The transcript has 3 exons.
AUGUUUGCUUCCUCUUUCAAUCCCGCUGUCCGACCUCCCCCCCGUGGAGCAGCCAAAAAUUAUUUCCUACCGGUACCGUCGGGCUUCUCUCUCCAGGUUUUCAAGGCUCCGACUAUGUCUGCACGUCCAUAUGCAGCGAAAGUGGACUUAGACUACCGCCCCAUGACACGAGCGGACUCUCAGUCCAGACAACAGUCCGGACACGUUCCUCGCCAGCAGGAACCCACGAGGAAGCUAUUAAAGGCUCCUCCGCCCGAGGAGCCAGGCUUUGCUAAGCGAUCGUACGAGCACAAGCCUAACCCCGGGAGAUACGCUAUUCAUGCCGGACCUGUGCCCGACACAUACAUUUAUGAGCGUUCAAUAUCGUCCAAGGCUGAAUACCUUUACUCGCCUUCUGACGUAACGAGCGAAUGCGACUCUAUCUUCUCAGUCAACACACAGAUCUCCUCCGGCUCAUCGAGCAGCAGUGUCACGGAUAGCCCCCCAAACACACGGAUGCUUCAGAUCAGAGCUGCCUCGCCAAACCCUGAGCAAUCACAUUCGCGUUCGCCCCCUUCGUACCACCCCAGAGGUGUGUCAAAUUUUCCACAGGGGCAUUCGUGCCCUUCAUGCGGUGAGGCGAGUCCUGCGCAAAGAACAUCAUCCAUGACUGCCAAUAAGGGAAACUACGCCCCUUAUCCUUCACGUCCACUCCCUACGCCCCCAGUGAGCGCCAGAGUACGUAAGGACAGCAUUCUCCUAGCAAGCGAGCGCUCCAUUAUGUCAUAUGACACCCGCCAGCACUCAACAUCACUCAAGCAUGGUGAACGCGUGCCAUUCCCGGCUCCACCGGUGGUUGAGCAAGGGAGAAAUCACUUGGGCAUGCAGCUGUCGCGCUCAUCGUCCCUUAAAGGGAACCUCUCUAUUACCAUCCCACCACCUCCGGGCUUGGAUUUGGUCCCCGGUGGUCAUUACGAGUACCCUCCUGUUCAGGGACCCGUGCAGGACACCGAACCAAUUUGUCGACCACCUAGCGCACCACAUCGCCGGAAUUUUGAUGGUGACCAUACACAAGCCUUGCUACAGCAGCCGGGGUGCGCCGCACGGUCUGUGCGGUGGUGCGAUGACUUGAUAUGUCCAUCGCCUAUAUUCCCAAAUCAGAGAAGGAAGGGAUGGUUUAAUCGCAGAGGAGACCAACUCUGGCGAAAUGAUGGUUCCUACCGGGCACCAGCACCAGGAGAUGCGUACCCUCCUGAGCUUGAGGGCUAUCCAGAGCCCGGAAGUGGGUGGCAGAAUGAGGAGGGAACUCGCAUUGACAUCCAUCAUCGUUUGAUACCCAAACCUCCACUGCGCUCUGUAUUGAAGCCAACGAAUUAUAAGUGUCAGGAUGGUAUUAUCGCCGGUUACCUCACCGCUGUCCCCUCGCCGACAUCUGACGACGAGUGA